UUCGAUUUCACCAAUGACUAUUGGAAGGCAGAGUCUCUGAAGGCAAUAAGGAUUCCUCCUUCUAUAAAUCCAGUGUAAACUGACUUCAACGAUCUUGUGCUUCCAUCUACCUAUUAACCAUGAAGAAUUAUAUUCGCUUUCUCUUUUGGUUGGGGACCCUAGCCCUGACAGAGACCUGGGUAGGCUCUCUCUCCCUGAGGAAUUUCUACACCGCCGUGUCCCAGCCGGAGCUCGGGGAGCCGCGGUUCAUCGCCGUGGGCUACAUGGACGAUCAGCAAUUUGUGCGCUUCGACAGCGACAGCGCGAGUCUGAGGAUGGAGUCGCGGGCGCCGUGGAUGGACAAGAUGGACCAGGUGGAUCCGGACUAUUGGGAAUGGGAGACGCGGAACAUGAGGGAGCACGCACAGGAUGCCCGAGUGAGCCUGCAGAACCAGCGCCGCUACUACAGCCAGAGCGAGGGCGGGGUUCACACAGUCCAGUUCAUGUACGGCUGCGAGGUUUCCCCCGACCUCACCUUCAAGCGCAGGUUUGAACAAAAUGCCUAUGACGGGCACGACUACAUCGCCCUGGACACAGAGACUUACACGUGGACUGCAGCGGUGCCCGAGGCUGUGAAUACCAAGCGCAAGUGGGAGGCCAAGAAGAGCAUCAUGGAAGGAGAGAAAGUCUAUCUGGAGGAGGAGUGUGUGCAAUGGGUGCACAAGUACCUGGAGAACGGGAAGGAGGAUCUGAAGAGGACAGAUCCCCCUUCUGCUCGAGUGACCCCUCACACUGCCCCCGAUGGGGAGGUGACCCUGCGGUGCCGGGUCCAGGACUUUUACCCUGCGGAGAUCUCUCUGACUUGGCUGAGGGAUGGGGAGGAACAGCUCCAGAACAUGGAGUUCAUUGAGACCAGGCCAGCAGGAGAUGGGACCUUCCAGAAGUGGGCCGCUUUGGGGAUCACCUCGGGCCAGGAAGGGAAAUAUACCUGCCGAGUUCAGCACGAGGGACCUCCUGAGCCCCUCACUGUAAAAUGGGAGCCACAGUCCUCAUCCACCUGGAUCAUUGUGGGGAGCAUUGCUGUUGUCCUCAGUGCAGUCAUUGCUGGAGUUGUGAUCUGCCAGAACAGGAAUUCAGGUAGAAAAGGAGGGGACUAUGUUCAGGCUGCAGACAGUGACAGUGCACAGGGCCUCUCUUGCAGCCAAAGCAUUGGCUUCUAUGAUCAUCAUUGUACUCUACUGGCCAAUGACCCAUUUCCUGUCUUGCCUAUCUGACUUCUUGUACCUCCAGAUCACAACUCGUAGGGAAGCAUCAUUAGUGCCCUCACCCUGUUCUCUAAGGCCUCCCACCCCUGCCUUCUUCC
Messenger RNA from Vombatus ursinus (common wombat), 1342 nucleotides. Its product is annotated as HLA class I histocompatibility antigen, A-31 alpha chain-like. Gene Ontology annotation, molecular function: signaling receptor binding; peptide antigen binding. The transcript is spliced from 8 exons. Gene Ontology annotation, biological process: antigen processing and presentation of endogenous peptide antigen via MHC class Ib; immune response; positive regulation of T cell mediated cytotoxicity. Bases 120 to 1253 code for a protein of 377 amino acids. The record is from RefSeq and is a predicted model, not a curated record. Gene Ontology annotation, cellular component: external side of plasma membrane. Lineage: Eukaryota; Metazoa; Chordata; Mammalia; Diprotodontia; Vombatidae.